AGGCGCACAGAAGCAGCAAGAAAUCUCACGCCUUCUGUGGUCUAAAGCCAACUGCUAGUGACAAACCACCAAGACCAACAGAUCUUGAGCCUUGUAAACAGAAGAUUUAACCAGGCAAGGAGGUCUUAUACCUGCAACAAUGAUAAAAGUACAGCUCAUAAGCACCCUAAUUUACAAGUGUCAACUACUUGCUCUGGUUCUUAUGGUGGCAUCGACUGCUGUGAUAAGAAGGAAUACAUCAGAGAUAAUCUGUCAUUUAACCACGCGAAACAGUACAGCUGCAAGAGAGUCAGAUGUAUCGUCUUUCCAAAAGAUACCAAAAAAUGCUUACUAUUUCCGGUGUUCCCUGAAUUCUCAAGGCAUUGGGAAUGUCUAUAAAGCAGCAGAAAGUGUGGAAGUUGAUGUGCUUGAAAGUGUUGAAAUAAAAGCAGAAAUGAAUAUCACGGGCAGCAUCACCUGUCUUUGGAUUUUCAGAGAAAUCCAGAAUGGCUGUAACAUGUCUCUGAAUUCAGACAAUCGGCAUGUUCUUUCUAUUGUGUUUCCAAAGAUCAGAGAGACAGAAGCUGGAAAUCAUUCACUGUCAAUACAAACUGAAACGAAUAACUACACAGUCAUAUUUACAUUUCUUGUGAGACGCACCCCAAGGAAACCAUAUUUCAUCAAAAAUGAACGUACCGACACUGUCAGUUGCAUAUCAGAAGGAUACCCCAAACCAGUUAUAAAAUGGUUUUUUUGUAAUGGCCCUGAUGAAAGCUGUGGAACAUACAUUUUCUCCCCAAAUGAAGAUCUGCAUGGAAUAAAGAAGGAACAAGUUAAUCUAAAACAAGACAGCCUGACAUAUUAUGCACAUGUGUGGUGCUGUGCAGCUAAUGAGCUUGGUCGGAAAUGCACUAAACUCUACACAAUAGAUCGAAAUGUAUCAUCAAGAAACUCUGUACAAGAAUUAUUUCUUAAAGUUGGAGAUCCACUACUCUUACGCUGUCGAGCCAAGUAUUCCAAUUUUGACUUUGAAAAUAAGUGGUAUUUUGAAAACAAGAAAUUAAUGAAGAACAUGUUGCUUGAAGGCAGACUGAAUAAUGGCUCAUAUUGGAUUAAGAAUCAAUAUGCAUUUGCUUUGUCGGUGGAACAUUCUAAUGGGGGACGGUAUACCUGUUAUUCUGAAAAACUUGCUAUGAAUCAAAGCAUUUUGGUUACAGUUUUAGAUAAAGGAUUUAUCAAUAUCACUGACUUCACAGAAGAGUUGGAGGUUGGCAUAGAGGAAACAACUUGCCUUGAAGUUAAAUUGAAAGCAUACCCACCAAUCACAUGUAUUUGGAUAUUUUCCCAAAUGUCAUUUCCUUGUAAGCAAAAUUACACCGAUGAUUACAGCAUCUCCGCAGUAUUCUGUGACCAUAAAUACCAAGCAGGUGAAUAUGAGUUCUAUGCAGAAAAUAGUGAUUCGUUUGUGAAGAGAAAAUUAAAACUCUAUGUUAAAAGAAAACCAGAAGUAAAUAUGAUUUCAACACCAAAUGCACAAGACACAAUUUCUUGCAUCUCUGAGAGCAAUCCUGCAUCAUCCUGGGUCUGGAGGGAGUGUCCUAGAAAGGAUAUAAAUUGUACAGAAAUCACGACUGGAAUUACAAAUGACAUCCGUAAAGGAAAGACCUUUGGUUCCUGGAGCACAACAAGCACUUUACGCACAAGUGAAGUAGAAGAUGGCUUUUGGCUUGAGUGUUGUGCAAACAAUUCAUUUGGUCAAUCCUGUCAAACACACACCGUUGACCUUAAAGUAUUUGCUCCACCUGAUAAUAUGGCAUUAUAUGGAGUUAUUGGAUUCUGCGUACCACUCAUCAUGGCACUGUGCUUAUUAAUUUGCCAGAAAUACAGAAAGCAAGUUAGGUACGAGAGCCAGCUACAAAUGAUUCAGAUGGUUGGCCCUUCUGACAAUGAAUAUAUCUAUGUUGAUUUCAAUGAGGUUGAAUAUGAUCUGAAGUGGGAGUUCCCCAGAGAGAACCUGGAAUUUGGGCAAGUACUUGGAUCUGGUGCCUUUGGGAAAGUGGUGAAUGCUGUUGCAUAUGGGAUCAGUGAAACAGGAGUGUCAGUCCAGGUUGCUGUCAAAAUGCUCAAAGAAAAAUAUGGUUCCUCUGAGAAAGAUGCUCUCAUGUCCGAACUCAAAAUGAUGAUCCAUAUUGGGAAACAUGAAAACAUUGUGAAUCUCUUAGGAGCUUGCACCAUGUCAGGGCCGAUUUAUCUGAUUUUUGAAUACUGUUGCUAUGGAGAUCUUUUGAACUACCUACGAAGCAAAAGGGAUAUGUUUCACAAGACGUGGACUGAUAUCUUCAGAGAACCUAACUUCAGUUUUUACCAGAGUUUUCCAGGUCAUACAAACUCCAGAAAUAAAAAUCCAAUAACAAAUGGAUCAUACAUACCAGCAGAUGACAUUGGAAACACUGAUGUAAAACAAAGCUUGGAUUUCACCUCUAAACUGGCUACAGUUGGUCUCCUUUCAGAGGAAGAAGAAAUGAAAUACGUGAACAGGAGACUGGAUGAUGAAGAGGACCUUAAUGUCCUGACUUUUGAAGACCUUCUGUGCUUCUCUUAUCAAGUUGCCAAAGGAAUGGAGUUUCUAGAGUCAAAAUCAUGUGUUCACAGGGACCUUGCAGCCAGAAAUGUGCUGGUCACACUUGGAAAAGUGGCAAAAAUCUGUGACUUUGGUCUUGCCAGGGAUAUAGUGAAUGACUCCAACUAUGUUGUCAGAGGGAAUGCCCGCUUACCUGUCAAAUGGAUGUCACCUGAAAGCUUAUUUGAAGGAAUAUACACAAUCAAGAGCGAUAUUUGGUCUUAUGGAAUCUUACUAUGGGAAAUUUUUUCUCUUGGUGUCAAUCCUUACCCUGGAAUACAAGUAGAUGCAAAUUUCUACAAGCUGAUUCGAAGCGGCUUUAAAAUGGAAUGCCCAUUUUAUGCUACAGAAGAAAUAUACUUAGUCCUCUGUUCCUGCUGGGCCCUGGACUCCCGAAAAAGGCCAUCCUUUUCACAGCUGCUUUCCCUUCUGGCAUGCCAGCUGGCGGAGGCAGAAGGAACGGGGAGCUACAGAUCUGGCACAAUCCCCAGCUGUUCGGAGAAAGAACACAUAGAAGACAUGAUUCAGGGAGACACGCAAUAGCAGGAUGAGCAAAGUUUCUGAACAGACUUCCAGUUCCAAAAAAAGUCCAAGGGAAGUCCAAGAUGAUGCUGCACAAGAAAAAUAAAAGAAUUAUAUUAUUUCAUAGAAAAAAAGACAUGUACUUAAAAGACCUCCACCUCCACAGAAGAAGCUAGAUGUGCAGCUGUAACCAAUUGAAUUUCUUAUGCUCAGUUCCAAGCAGUCUUUGAAUGGAAGAUAAAAUUAACCACCUUUUCAAAUUCUGUAGCAAGUCAAAGAGGCACAGUUUUUACAAACAUUAUUUUGAACCAGUGGUUCACUGGCAUGUGUACAACCUCCAUGCACUACUUGUAAGAAAUUAAGCUCUUCUAUUUAAAGCUAGUUAACUGAAGCCAUAUGCUCCCAUUCUUUUUUGUGCCAACAGUUUAAAAUAUUGCUUCCCAAUAUGAACAUACAGUGACACAAUUUUAAACUAGAGCAUCCUCUAACCCUUGAGCCAACAUGGCAUGAUUGACAAUAGCAUUACUGUAAAAUAGACAUUGGGGUAGAUCUUUAUGGAAAUUGUGAUGCUUAGAAGAUGUUUUACAGAACCAAGUCCUUCCUACACAUUGCUUUUAUGCUAUUUCAUAGCAAGACAGAUGACAGAGAAGAUAGUUAUCACAAACAGAAUAGUAUAGUAAUCCCCUGGAAAUAAACAAAGUACUGUACUAGACAAAACCCAGCUCCCUAAGACAUUCCUCAUAAAACUUGGUUUCCAGACCUUUGAUCAUCUUAGUCACAAAGAGAAUAACUUAUCUUGAUCAUCUUGGUCACUAAGAGAAUAACUUCUGUUAAAGACCAAGAAGAUCAAAAGUAUGGAAACAAAGUCUUAGGAGGAACAACUUCCGGAGUUGGGUGUGCUGUGUUGGCCAGAUAAUGGGAGAUCCCAUUAUCUCAGACACAGGGAACUGGAAAUGCUUACCUUGGAGAAGAGAAGACUGAUAGGUAACAUGAAGGCCACUUUUUAGAGACAAAGAUGAUCAAAGGCCUGGAAACCAAAUUUUAUGAGGAACAACUCAGAGAGCUUGGUACGUUUAGCUUGGAAACAAGAAGACCAGGAGUAGACAUUACAGCCAUCUUUAAUCUUAGAGAACAACACAGAGGAGCCAAAUGAGGAAUGUGAAAAAGCAACCUGUAGAACAUAGUGAAGUACUUACUAGGUGCUUGGCAUUUCUAAAUGAUGAUCUCAACUAUGAUUACGCCUAUAUCAUUGGGCUAUAGCUCUUCCCCAGUUGAGUCAACCAAUCCUAACUCUUUAGAAUCUGUUGUUCACCCUUCAGACUGAGGCCAGUCUUUAGCAUUGAUAAUAUAUGACUUCUGAUAAUCUUUCAGUAUUCAUACAUUUCCUGAUUGUUCAGUCAGUAUUUCAUCAAUGUUAUUUGGUAUUUUAUUCAUAUUGAUAUCUGAUUUCACUAUUAUUGCUCAUUGACAUGCCUACUAUCUGAUCUUUAAGCUCAGUAUUAGGUGAUCUGCAACUUUUGUAUUUAUUUCAAGGAUUUUUUAUAUUUGAUAGCUAAUGUAUGAUAAUAUUCAAUAGUAGACACACAAUGUGUUGUAUUUUCAUUAUGUUUUAACUGUAAAACCAUUGUUAUUUGAAGUGGCAUGUAUUCAGGAUGUGACUGCACAGCUUAUAAGGAUAUUUCAAGCAAAGCAAUGCAAGUUUGCCAUUGUAAUAUGUUUUGAAUUUGACCAAUUUUAAAUUUGGGUGAAACAUAGUAAUUAUUUGAUCUAAAAUGGGAGCACAGGGAUUUUUUGACUUUUUUUUCUUUCUGCAUAAGAGUAGCAAAAGUAUUUCUCAGUUGCCUAGCAGAAGCCAUGCAAACAUGCAGUCUUCUGAGUAUCUUGUGGCUAAUUCUUAUGCCUUACCUUUUGCUGAUGCUGUAACUAUGAUGGAGUACAAAUGAGUGUCCCCAUUUUCAUAAGAAAUUCCAGUUGAAUAUUGCAUGAAUGCAAAUGGUGGUGUGCAAAUUGUACAUGAAGGUGUUUAGUGAAGCCUUUGUACAUCUUUGCUGAGAAGCUUCAUACUACUAAAAAGUAUAUCUAUAUUGGUUUUUUGAUGGUUUAAUGGCAUUUUUAACUUUUGUAUGCUGUGAAUUGAACUAUGGCUCUGUAAAAUAGGAUUUGCAUCCUUGUCAGCUAUGAAACCAUUGGGUGACCUUAGACAAGUCACAUUCUCUCAGUCUUAGAAGAAUGCAAUGGCAAACUCUUCUUAACAAAUCUUGCCAAGAAAACUAUGUGGUAGGUUUGUUUUAGGGUCAUCAUAAGUUGGAAAAAAAACCGUUGCUGCACACAGCAACAACAAUUUGGUUUUAAUUGGUGUAAGCCUCCUUAAAUCUCCACAUAAGGAAAAGGAGGGAUAAGAAUGAAUACAAUACAUAAAUAGUACCUACAGAACCCUUGAAUUUAUAGUUGGUAAGAUACUUAGAAUUCCCUGCUGUAAUUCAGAUAUCUGCACUGGAGUUUCCUAUCAAAGAAUUCUAAGUACUUCAUUGAACUACAGAUCCCAGGAAUCUAUGAAAUGGAGCCAUAGCAGGAAAAGUGUUAUUAAGCUGCUGUGACUGUGUAGUAUAGAUGUAAGAGAUACAGAGGCAAUGCAGGCAGCCUGCAUUCAGAAAUCUGCACAGUGCUGACUGUAUUCCCGCCUGAAUUUGGGCUUCUUUUGAUUAUCAUGAUAUGAUUGAUGAUUGCAUAGCUUGGGAACUUUGUAUAAAUCAGAAGAACAUGCUGCCCUUUAUGAAAGAAUGGGUGACAUUCACAGCGUGGUCUCUUGCAAGUUAUACUGAAGGCUUUUGGAACUAUUCACUCUUAUUCUUCAUGGAUGAUAAUAUUUUAAUAACCUUUACUUUUAAUUGUUUGAAGAAGGGUUUUUUUAUGUCAGGAGCAACUUGAGAAACUGCAAGUUGCUUCUGAUGUGAGAGAAUUGGCCAUCUGCAAGGACGUUGCCCAGGGGAUGCACUGAUGCUUUGAUGUUUUUACCAUCCUUGUGGGAGGCUUCUCUCAUGUCCCCACAUGGGGAGCUGAAGCUGACAAAGGGAGCUCAUCUGUGCUCUCCCCGGAUUCAAACCAGCAACCUUCAGGUCAGCAACCCAACUUGCCGGCACAAGGAUUUUACUCACUGUGCCACAAUGAAGGCUGGCACAAUCUAUGGCUCGCAGAUUGCAAGUGGCCCUAGACUUGUUCCAUACAUCCCCUGCAACACAAAACCUUCUGGCCACAAAAUAAUUCUACAAAUACAUAUUCCACGGGGUGGUGUCAGUGUUUCUAUGCUACUAAUGCCAUCAGUGUGACAAGGAAUUUGCUGCAGGUUUUUGCCUGAAAGAAUUUUCCAAGGCACUGAAUCUAUUUGGAGGACAGGGUUCAGCACUUUGGAGAGUUCCUUCCAAAUUCAACUGAUCUGGAGUUCUCAGGAAAGAAAAUAUGUUUUUAAUUGUAUGUGUUUUAACUAGUUUUUCUACAGGCCCUUUUAAACAGCUAUAUAACCCAGAAUAUCACGUCAGAAAAUCCCACAAUAUCUGCUUUGAACUGGGUUAUCUGAGUUCACACUGCCAUAUAUUCCAGUUCAAUGUAGAUAAUGUGGGAUUUUAUUCAGCUGUGUGGAAGGGGCCUACUUUAAGAACCAGUUUGGGGAAAGGGGACAAUAUUAAGUAAGGAAGGAAGGAAGGAUAUAGAUAGAUAUGGAUGGAACACAUAUGUGCUGCAUAUAGCUUACCACCCUAACAAUGACCUUUAUCUGGAAUGAAAGUAUAAAGUGGGAUGGAAGUUGUGCAUAUCAUUGGGUUGCUGACCUGAAGGUUGCUGGUUCGAAUUCAGGGAGAGCACGGAUGAACUCCCUCUGUUAGCUCCCGCUCCCCAUGCGGGGACAUGAGAGAAGCUUCCUACAAAGUUGGUAAAUCAUCUGGGCAAUGUCCUUGCAGACGACCAAUUCUCCCACAACAGAAGUGAUUUGCACUUUCUCAAGUUGCUCCUGACACGAAAAAACCCUUCAAACAAUUAAAAGUAAAGGUUUUUAAAAUAUUAUCAUGUGAGUAUGAGAAUGUAGGAAAUGGGGACACGUGAAUAUGAUAAUGUAGGAAAAAGUGACCUUUUCUGGGAAAGUGUGCCAGGUGGAGUUGCCUAUGUGUUUGUGGCAGGUUAGGGUAGUUUUAAAAAAUGGAAAGAAAGUGUUUGACUGAAGUGUGGGAGAGAUGCAUGGGUGUGUCCUGGACACAAAACCUAUGUCUUUGCAGCUUAUAUAUGUAUAGACCAUACACCCCUAUAAAACAGUGGUCUCAGAUCUUAGGCCAAAAAGAUUGUCCUCUUGUAUUUCUUUGUUCUUUCAAAAUGCAUAUUUUUACAUUAGUUUUUCAUCUUGCUAACAUUGCUCUGAUUGAUAUUAUUGUUGAAUUUCUGCAUGCUGCUGUUAAUGUUUUGAUACAAUUUUUUAGAGAGAGAAAAUCAAUUUGAUGUUAAAUAUACUGUUUUAAAAUGUAUUACUUUUAUCGUAAAGUAGCCAUACUUUUCACUGCCAAAUGGAAUGCCUUCCACGAUGUACUUUGUUAUUUUUCCUGAUAAAAAUAUAUUCAAAAUAAAGAUGUGAUUUUUCAGA
Messenger RNA from Anolis carolinensis (green anole), 7745 nucleotides. It is a transcript of the gene flt3, whose product is annotated as fms related receptor tyrosine kinase 3. The transcript is spliced from 25 exons. Bases 140 to 3142 code for a protein of 1000 amino acids. Gene Ontology annotation, biological process: multicellular organism development; cytokine-mediated signaling pathway; protein phosphorylation. NCBI's taxonomy places the organism in Eukaryota, Metazoa, Chordata, Lepidosauria, Squamata, Anolidae. Gene Ontology annotation, molecular function: ATP binding; growth factor binding; transmembrane receptor protein tyrosine kinase activity. The record is from RefSeq and is a predicted model, not a curated record. Gene Ontology annotation, cellular component: plasma membrane; signaling receptor complex.